Molecule: messenger RNA, 243 nt
Organism: Adineta steineri
Lineage: Eukaryota; Metazoa; Rotifera; Eurotatoria; Adinetida; Adinetidae
Source: the annotation of a GenBank genome assembly
AUGUCACAUUCAAACGUUACUAAAGAAAUGUCUGGCGCUGAUGUCAACUCCGAAGGCAAACCAUAUCAUGAACAUGGUGAUAAGAUAGAAAAGAAGAAACAUGAACCAUCUGAACAUCCUGAAGCAAAAGAUAUUACACCACACCAUGGUCAUGACAAUCAGUUUCACAAGGAUAUAAAAGGUAGCGUUGGUAGUGGAUCAAGUGAACGAGGUGAUCGAAAAGCUGAUAAGGAAGCUUCAUAA